This is a messenger RNA of Drosophila eugracilis, 1956 nucleotides long. It is a transcript of the gene nemy, whose product is annotated as transmembrane ascorbate-dependent reductase CYB561. The transcript has 6 exons. Lineage: Eukaryota; Metazoa; Arthropoda; Insecta; Diptera; Drosophilidae. Gene Ontology annotation, molecular function: oxidoreductase activity. Bases 381 to 1253 code for a protein of 290 amino acids. The record is from RefSeq and is a predicted model, not a curated record.
UCGUGGAGUUCGGUCGUGGGUGUUUUUAUAUGAUUUUCAGAGAGUGCGUGUUUCGUGCCGGUUUGUUUGCGGAGUUUCUGCCAUCAUCCAUCAGCUCGGUUUCCCAAUCCACACCAUCGCCUGCAGCAUCCCACGGAGGAGAAGAGAUGCAGUCGUGUUCACGUUCGGGCAGAUGAAUUAAUUGUGGAAAAUUGUUAAAUUCCAGCUCGUUGAAGCGGCCACAAAUCCAAUUAACCAUAUAUACACCAUUUUCAGAGAGUUUGUGCAUAAUAGAGUAAUUAAGUUUUCAUACAAAAAAAAAGGGUUUUUGACACCGCACACACACGGCAAAGUAACUUGGGUGAACAAAGAGCAGCGGCAUCAAAAUUGAUUGCUUUCACAUGGACACGAACUCGGUGAGCCCCCUGCCUCCAAUGGAGGAGGCCAUGGACAGGGUCAGCGAGAAGUCACCCCCGGGAACACCAAAUGGGCUCGACAUGCCCCCGCCGCCAGAUGAAAAGCGCUAUGAGGAGGAUCCGGAUAAUGCCUGGAACUGCUGCUCCUGGUGCGAAUACUUACUGAUUGUCAUCCUCUCCACUAUCCUGCUGGUGGGCGUUCUGGUCUUGACACUCUUCUGGGUGAUGUUCUACAGGGAUGGCUUCGCCUGGUCGGAGAGUCCCAAGCAGCAGUUCAACCUGCAUCCCAUCCUGAUGAUCGCUGGUUUCGUAACGCUCUCUGGAUUUUCCAUCUUGAUCUACCGCUUGUGCCGAUGCGUGAAGCACAUCUAUGUGAAGCUGAUCCACAUGUUCUUCCAUGCCGUCGCCAUUCCGUGCAUCGCGUUGGGUUUCCUAUCCGUCUUCGAUUCCCACGAGGCAUUGCAAAAGGUCAACUUCUAUAGCCUCCACUCGUGGCUGGGCUUCGUGACAAUGGGCAUGUUUGUGCUCCAGUUUGUGAUCGGCUUCUUCACCUUUCUGGUGAUGUUAUGUUGUGAGAACAAGACCUACAGCUGCCGAUCCGCCAUGGUGCCCAUCCACGCCAGCUUGGGUCUAGCCAACUUCUGGCUGGCCAUUGCCACAUCCGUCACGGGACUGAUCGAGAAGGAGCGCGAAACCGUCACCGAAACGGGUGUGAGCCCGGAAAACAAGCUCAUCGAGCACUACAUCACCAGUGCCAUCGGCGUCACCCUGAUCUUCAUUGGCAUUAUUGUGACAUUUGCGGUACGGCGUUCCAAUGCCCCCGCCUCCGCAAAGGUAUAUGUGACGGAGCGCAUUUAGAUGGGCCGUCCGGCUUGUCGGAGUAUCCGUCGCCGGAUUUGGUCCACGGCCAGGACGGGAAGCGAAUCGCAACAGAUGUAUCCGAAGAUACCAGAACUCGGCGACAUGGACUGGAAAUGGGGCAACGACGAGUCGUGGUUGCCCACACGCCAGGCUUAGCGCACAGAGACCACGCUUCUGCAUCUCUAUCCGAACCCUUUGUAACCAUUUUAUAUGCCAAAUUAAAUCCUCUUCAUACACUUAGACUCUACUCAACUCUACUCCAUACGGCGCUAAUCAAAAUCUUUACCCACUUUCAAACUUCUUAGUAGAUGUGUAGGAUUAGGAAUCUCAGAAAACAAGCCGACCAAGCAAAGCAAAUCUAAUCAAAAUUAACAUGUGUGUGUUCAGCCGAACUAAACUGAUGCAUUAAGGCACUCUGAAGCAUGAUUAGCCUGAUUAGUUUUUUUGGUACUAUGAGUAUACUCGUAUAGUAGAAUUUUGAUAUAAGCCUAAAGCCCAUUGUGUAACUAGUGUAUGUACCAUGUACCACGUAAUGCAUUGAAUGUAACGCACCACUCGGACUCAAAACUGUCGCAUUUGAUGUUUUUUGUAAUCGUGCAAAUAUUUGUAUUUCAUAAUGCGCUAAGCAACGUAAGCUGUAAACCAAUUUUACAAACAAAUAAUAAACGAUACUUUUGCCCUGUCUGAGGGGUAUUCAUAA